AUGAGACCUAGCAGUUUGCGUCGAGACAGAUAAAAGCAAUAUAACUAUAUGACUUAAGAUGAGUACGAGUAAGAAUUAAGAAAGUAAGUAGAGGAGAAGAAGCGCUCUUAAUAGCAGGAGAAAAUGUAGAAUUAGCAGGAGAUAUUGAAUCAUUAUAAAAACUAUCAACUGGGAGGUGAUGAUUAAAGUGGAGAAGACCCAAGAUAUAUGAGAGACCUUGAUUAAUUAGUGCAAAACCGUGAGAGAGAUCUGUAAAGAAUGGGAGGUCUUGGAGGAAACAUAGGUGGUGCUCAUAAUGAAGUGUUUCAAGGUGAUAUGAAUGCUAUAGUUAGAGGAAAUUAGCCUGCUAAUAUAUUAGGAGGUGGAUAAGGAUUGAGUUUAGGAAUAGGAGGUGCUCCAGGAGGCAUUGGAUUAGAAAAGAAACCAUUCGAUUUGUUUAGUGAUAACUUCGUUUAGAACUAUGGAUAGUAAAAUAAGAAUAAUGAGAAUAUGAACAUUAUCAACAGUAUAUUCGGUAAUGCAGGAGCAGCUCCUUAAUCUUCCCACUAGCAUCAAGCUGAAAGCGAAAGAGAAAGAAGAUUGAAGCUCAGAGAAAUGGAAAGAAUGAAACGGUAAGAGGGUUUCAGUGGCGGUGACUACGGUUAAGUAACUGAUGUGCCUCCUAUUUCACAGCAGACUAAUUAGCCUUAGAGUUAUCUCUAGAACAAUAUAUUUGGAGAGUAAAAACCAACAUCCUCGAAUUAAAGCAAACGAGACCAAAUCUGGCAAUAAAAAUUGCAGCAAAGACUGGGAUCAUAAGAAGGGUAGAGAGUGCCUAAUCAUCAACCAGGUCCUAUCUUGCAAUAGCAGAACGUUUCAUAAAUGCUGCCCAUCUUUUAAAACUAAGGUCAACCCCCUAUUCAUAGUUAAGCAGAUAACAUGUAAAUGAUGUAAAACUAAUUUGCUUCUCCAGACGCUAACAUGAGGUCAUCAAGAGUGCUGGUUAACUUGAAAGAUGCCAGGAAACUAGAUUAAUCUCUAAAUGUUGAAAGCUCUAAAGAUUAGAAAGCAGGUGGAAAUAUGAAUAAUCCACUUUUAGGAGGAGAUGAUGAUUUAAUCAAGAAAAGAAGGGAAAAUGAAAAGAAGCAAAGGCAGUAGGAGUAUUAGGAUUUCCUGUAAAAAUAAAAUAAAGGCAAACCAAAUCAACCCAUCGUUUAGCAUAACUAAAAUCCAAAUGAUGUUUACCAAUAGUAAAAUGUGACAAUAACUACUGCACCUACAAGCGCUCAUUCAAACCACAGACCAUCUCACAGAUCUGGCAGUGAUGCAAGUGACAACUAAAGUAAUGUGCUCCUAAAAGGAGGUCUUUAGCAAUUAGGCAUGAAUCAAUAAAUAGCAAUGGAUGAUAAGCUCAGAAAAUAGAGAGAGUACAAGUAGAUGCUUGAUCUUUAGAAUCAGCAAAAGUAAAAUUCAUAGAUGCCCCCUGCAGCAUAUGACAGAAAGAAAGAAUUGAGUGAUUAGAUAUUUGCAGAAGUGAUGAGUUCAAGUAAGUAAAACUUCUACUAGCCAAUAGGAGUGAACCCAAUGGGCAAUUAAAUACCCUAAAUGAACUAGUUGAACCGCGGGUAGAGUGCAAUUACCUAAAAUAUUCAGCCAAAGCAAGAUCUCGAGUCUAAUAACUCAGCAGGAGGUAUUAUGAAAUACCAAUCUUCAGAGGAAGACUAGAAGCGACUAGCUAUGGAGAAAAAGAAAGAAUAUGCCAUGCAGUUGCAGCAACAAAUGGCUUUAAAGCAACAACAGCAACCGCAAGACAACAAAAGAAGAAGAGGCACAAGCCAAGUGGUGCAUCAACAGUAGUUAGUGCAUGAUCAUGGGUUUUAACCUCCUAAUCAAUACUAGCAAAUGCAGAAACCAGUGUUUGAAUACUAAUAGCCACCAAUGAUGCAGCAAUAGUAAAUGAUUGCCCCAAUGCAAAUGGGAGGAAUGCCUGAUCCUUUCAUGCAAAUGCCUCCAAUGUCUCAGAAUUUAUAUGGAGCCUAAGACAAUUUUGGAGGAGGCUAUCAACCUUCCUAUAUGCAAUAAAAUUAACUGAGUCCUACAGGCCUAGGACCUUCUAUUGGUUUUAUGAAUCAACCAUUAGGAAUGGGAAUGGACUAGCCUUAGUUCAAUUAGUAUUAGCCUUAGCAGCAGAUAUAAUAGUAAUAUCAACCUCAAACAUAACUAGAUCCAAAAGAUAUGGCAAGAUAAAAGCAAGAAGAUUAUAGGCGAGAGUUAGAGAUGUAAAUUAGACUUAAAGAAGAACAGAAAAAAUAGUAACAAAUAAGUCAAUAAUUGUACGACCAAAAGUAGGACAAAGACUUUGCAUAGUUACUCUAAAACCCAUAAAAUUAACCAUAAAGAAACGUUUCCAACCCAGCUAUGAAUGAUUAUGCUUAGCUUUAAAAUAAUCCUAGUUAAAUGAUGAUGUAAGGAGGAGGCGGAGCAGGUGCUCCUCCCCAAAACUAGAAUUUUUCAAGAUAAAGAACUGACGUUAGCAAGAUAAAUAAUAGUGACCAAGAUCAAAUGAAAGCAUUGAAAUAGCAGUAAUAUUAGGAAGAGUUGUAGAGAUAAAUGGAAGAGAAGAAGAGACAAAAAGAGGAAGAGAAAAGAAAGAUCAAAAUGGAAGAAGAUGAACUUGAAAGAAAAAUGCUUAUCGAAAGAGAGAUAUUAAAUCAGAGACAACACGAGGAAUUAGUGAAAGAUGGCAAGAGAGAUCCAAAUGCCCCUUACAUGCCAGAAAAGAAGAAGUAAGUGAGAAGAGAUCAAUUUGAACCUAGUUAAGAUAACCCUAAUGCUCCUCAGAGAUAAGGAUUCUAGCAGCCAUCAACUGAAAUAAGAUAAACUGAGAUAGCACCAAAAGAAUCCUUAUUCGGAAACGAUAAGCCUAGUUCAUAGGCUUUUGGGGGAUUCCCUAGCUAAAUCUAACCAUCCUUAGACCUGCCCAUGAACAAUAGAAGAGAAGAUCUGUUUGGAGAUAGAGGCAGAAUUGGUGGCUAAUCUCUUGAUAAUCAUAGUCAGUUUGAGUUACCUCCACCCUCCUAUGAGCCAAGAAGUAACUUUGGAGGGUUUUAAUCUUAAAAUCCGUAUGGUGGUUUGCAAGAUAGAUUCUAACCUCCUUCACAAUCUCCAUAUCAGAAUAACAACUAUGGACAGCCUCCUUCAAUGAUGUAGAAUCAGCAGUAAAUGCCACAAGCUAGUGUUGUUGAUGAACAGUCGAAACUGAUACAUAUGUAUCAAUCUGCUUUAGAGUAGAUAUUGCAAAUUAAAAAUCAGUUUUAUGACUAAGCUUUGCAAAUGAAUGAUAAACUUAUAAAGGAAAGAGAGUAAUUGAUUGAGUAUGAGAAGCUGAAACAGUAACAAAAUCAGGAAAUUUAAUCGCUGCAAGCAGUUUAUUCAUAACUAGGUUAGAUGAUGAAUCAAAGGCCUAUUAGCAGUAAUAGUAACAUAUCAAAUUAAUUCCCUCAGCAGAAUCCAAUUUUAAAUCCAAUGGUUCAAAACAAUCUUAAUAAUUUAAUUAGUCAAUAAAAAGCUGACAUUUUAAGAAUGAGCUAAAGCGGAGGUUUCAAUAUUAAUCAAAUAACAAAAUUAUAGUAAUAACAUCAUUUACCUUUGCACAUGAACUAGUAGUAGUAUCCAUAAAGUGUCUACACUCUUCCAAUAGUUGAAGAGUAACCUAAUAUCCUAGAAUAGUCUUUAUCAUCAGAUACUAAAUUUGUCAAUAUUCCUCAGAACAAACUAGCCUAAAUUGCUUAAUAAAAUACUUAAGGCUAGUUGUUUCAAACUUGGAAGCAAGAAUAAUUUUCGCAAAUGACACCUUAACAGUAGUAGCAGUUUAUAAAUCAACAACAACAAUAGCAACCAACAAUGAAUCAAAGUAUGAUGAAGUCGCUAGCAGGAACAUCUCAGCUGGUAAGUUAAUUCUAGUCUACUACUCCUCAAAAACUUAGUGCUUCAAAGCCUAAUAUGCUAGGCUUACAUUCUAGACCUUAGACUUCUGCCAAUCUUCCAGAGACAAUCGUUGAAUUACCAAAAGAAGAAGAUGUUUAAGUCAAUUAAUCCAAAUAGGGACUUAGCAUAAAAGAUCCUAAUGGCAAAUAGAUGAUAAAGAGAACUUCCUAGGAGGAGCAUGACUUCAAUAGUAGAGAAUCAUCCAAGAAGAACUCACCUGAGAGGUAGAUGCUUUCAAAGGUAGAAAGCAAAGCUUCUGACAAAAAUAUGGCUACUCUUUAACAGCAAAUGAUUACUAAUACUAAUCCCUUGGGUAAUACUACAACAAUUCAAGAAAACAUGCUACAGAUUGAAACUAUGCUGAAUGGCAACGGCAACCCUCAAGCACUUAAAACAGGUGGGAAUAGUUUGUUAAAUCAAAUGUAGCAGCAUCAGCAAUUUGCUUAAGCCUAGCAUCACAAUAACAUCAUUUCACCCAAUAAUAAAACAUAAGAGAAAUUCCAUAAUCAAACUGGCUCCUCUUUUUAUAAUCAGACUCUAUAGCAUUAGAAGCAGCAAGAAUAAUCAUAGAUGGAAGAACUGUAAAAGCAACUGAUGCGAAUCUUUGGCAAUACAAAUAAUAGUGAAUAGAAUCAAGGCAUUUUAGAGUAAAUGCAACAAAAACCUGCUACACCUCUAGUAAGAUAGUAACAGUAACAGCAGUAAAAUCAAUCAAAUGCUUAGUAAUAACAAAUUUCCUAUGAAGAUCAAGAACUUAAUGAACAACAGCAAAUGUAACUCAGAUAAUACUAAUAGUAAUAGUAUUAAAUGCAGUAGUAAUAAUAGUAUCAGCAAAUGAUGAUGCAAUAAUAGCAGUAGUAACACUAACAGUAUCCACUGAACUCUUCAAAUAAUCAGUUUAUGAAUCCUCUUCAAAGAGCUAGUUAUAAUGAAAAGCUGAAUACCCAAACAAUGAGUCCAGGUGAGAAGGAUUUACUUAGGGCUAGCAAUAUAAAUAUUGCUGAUUCAGUUACAGGCACUCAAAAUAUGCAGGAAAUAGUCAACAAAGCUAAUUAAAAGUUUUCAAGCAAUGGUUUCUAUGCCAAUCAACUUUAAUUUGAUAAUCAUAAUAAAGAUGAGAUUAAGACUCAUGUGGAAGAUGAUAUAAACAGAGAUGAGAGUGAUGACGAGGAAGUCAAAGAGAUUGCUAUGAAUGAUAAACCACUCAUCCAGGACUCUAUGAAGUAUUAAUAAAGCCGCUAGAAUUUGAACAGAGUGGAAGAGUCAACUCAGUAAGAUGUUUGGAACGACCCAGACCUGAUUCCUCCUCCAGUUGUUAUGAUUAAUAACGAUGAUGAUGAUUAUUACUACGAACCCCAUAUCAACUAAAGUGCUUUAGGCUAGUAUAACUAGUACACAAGCAGUAUGAUUCAAGAUGGUACUCUAAAGAAUUUGCAGAUGUUCAGUCCACCUAGCGAUGAAAACAAUUACAAUCUAGGGCAGUAUGAAAGCUAGCAUCUGGGUGAAACACAAAAUGAACACGACAAUGAGGAUAAUCAGCACUAUGGCUCCUAGUUCACAAUGACUCAGAACAAUAUGAAUGAGAUUACCAAUUAGGCUAACCAGUUUAACUUUGGACUAGGUGGCUAAGGUGGAAAUUAGUACUAGUAAUAACAAUAGCAGCAAGUCAUGCACCCAGUAUUUAUGGAGACUAAUGAUUUCCAAAGGAAUUAGCAGUAGAAUCAGCCUUAGUUUGAACAGUCACAAAAUGAAAGGCAAAUAAACGAAAUGGUUAGCGAAAAGUCUGUGACUAAAAAGGAAAGGGAGAUUAGAAACAUGAUGGAAGUUGCUAAGUUGAUUCAAAAGGCUACAGACACCACAAAUACUCUGUUUGAGAAUUCUGAGAACUUCAAAUUCAAAAUCAAAAGAGAGUAGAUCAAAUAAGGAGGUGAGCCAGCUUAGAAUAAACCUAAAUUGCUAUAACAGCAAAACUCAAGAAAGAAUAUCAAGACGAAUGAUCCAUUCAAGCAUGCUGAAGCUAAGCUUCAAAAUACUACUUUAAACACACAGACUCAGCAGCCUCCUAGAUCUUAACAAUCUUAAAGAUCGAGAGUUGACGAUAAUUAAUCCAAUAUAAAUCUUGCUGAUUCGCAUAGAGAUGAAGAAGCAGACUAAAUUUAAGACGAGAGAUAGGCAUUUAAGGUCUUUGAGCAAGAUAAAGAUGAUGAUAUCUUAUCUAAUUUGGAUAAAAUGAUAUUCAACCUUUAGGCUUAAUAAUAGAAAUGCUAGAACCUAGUAGUUUACCCAACUGUCAAUCCUUCCUUUGGCGUCUAGGACUAAGCUUUGCUAUAAGAAGGGCAGUAAUUCCAAGUUUAAUAAGAUGAUCUCGAGGGAUAAAAUGAAUAGCAUUACCCAGAAGAUUAGAACUAAUAAUAGCAAUAAUAACCAAGAAGCAGACCUUUUUCAAGUUUCAAUAGACCUCCAAGCAACAACUUGAAUAAAAGCAGAUCUAAGUCGAACAAGAAAAAUAGACCUAUAAGUGCUGUUGAUGAUCAACAAAACCCCCAGAAAUUGGGUAAAUAUGCUUAAAUGGCUCUUCAAAAUUAGGAUUAAGUUUCGUAGGGUUCUAAGAAAUCUCUCGGCAGAUUCGCUCAAAUGGCUAUCUAAAACGGAAUUAAUAAUCCAUAGAUAAUCUAAGAGGUUCAGCAAAGAUACAUUGGAGAUGAAGAAAUGUAAUAACAGCAGUAUGCUUUUAACCAAUAAAUGCAAUAGUAAAAUAUGCUUAACUAUUAGAACGUCUAGUAAAGUAUCCUUAGACCUGUCAGCGGAAAAUCUAACUCAACGAGAUAUUAAUAGAAUUUCAAGCCAAGUUCACAGGGUUAGAGAAAUAAAUCAGGAAGUAGAGGUAAUUAACAAAUGUUUUAUGAUGAGGAAAGCGAUGACUAUACAGCAUAGAUUGCCUACUCUAAUUAAUUAGCAAGUAAUGAACAUCAAUAGCAAUAACAAUAUGACUAUGAUGAUCAAGAUGAUAGUGGUUUUAACAUAGCAUACGUAAGAAAUGAGAGAGAAGCAGAAAUGGAGUGA
Stylonychia lemnae is the source of this 7029-nucleotide messenger RNA. Lineage: Eukaryota; Ciliophora; Spirotrichea; Sporadotrichida; Oxytrichidae. The record is from the annotation of a GenBank genome assembly.